Leptosia nina is the source of this 1134-nucleotide messenger RNA. The record is from the annotation of a GenBank genome assembly. NCBI's taxonomy places the organism in Eukaryota, Metazoa, Arthropoda, Insecta, Lepidoptera, Pieridae.
AUGUCAAUAUGUCAGGAUCUCGGCCUUAAUUUCCAACAGAGAAUGGGCGCAACCGCAUCACAGUUGGAGAAAGAUAUUGGAUCUGAGCAGUUCCCACCUAAUGAACAUUAUUUUGGCUUAGUUAAUUUUGGAAAUACAUGCUACAGUAAUUCUGUACUUCAGGCAUUAUAUUUCUGUCGCCCAUUCAGGGAAAAGGUUUUGGAAUACAAGGCAAAAAAUAAAAGAACUAAAGAAACAUUGUUGACAUGCUUAGCAGAUUUAUUUUAUAGUAUUGCAACACAGAAGAAGAAAGUUGGUUCAAUAGCUCCUAAAAAGUUCAUUGCUAGACUGAGAAAAGAAAAAGAAGAAUUUGACAACUAUAUGCAGCAGGAUGCACACGAGUUUCUAAAUUUUCUCAUUAAUCAUAUAAAUGAAAUAAUUUUGGCUGAACGCAAUCAAAGCACGUUAAAACUACAAAAGACGGCUGGAUCGGGUGAGAGUGUUACGUGUAAUGGCACAGUUCCACAGAGCAGUGAGCCCACAUGGGUUCACGAAAUUUUUCAGGGUACCCUCACAAGUGAGACACGAUGCCUCAACUGUGAGACAGUUAGCAGUAAAGAUGAGCAUUUCUUUGAUUUACAGGUGGAUGUUGACCAAAAUACCAGUAUUACACAUUGCCUGAAAUGCUUCAGUGACACAGAGACCCUGUGCAAUGAUAAUAAAUUUAAAUGUGACAACUGCAGUAGCUACCAAGAAGCUCAGAAGCGGAUGCGAGUGAAGAAACUACCCCUCAUCUUGGCCUUGCAUUUGAAGAGAUUCAAAUAUAUGGAACAAUAUAACAGGCACAUCAAAGUGUCACACAGAGUUGUAUUUCCAUUAGAGCUGAGGUUAUUCAAUACGUCAGAUGACGCCGUGAAUCCUGAUCGUCUCUAUGACCUGGUUGCAGUUGUGGUUCACUGCGGCUCAGGACCAAAUCGUGGCCACUACAUCAGUAUUGUCAAAAGUCAUGGAUUUUGGUUACUCUUUGAUGAUGACAUGGUUGAUAAAAUCGACGCGUCUGCCAUUGAAGAUUUUUAUGGCCUAACUUCUGAUAUACAGAAAUCGUCCGAAACUGGAUAUAUACUAUUUUAUCAGUCUAGAGAAGCUAGCUGUUAA